Eufriesea mexicana is the source of this 3077-nucleotide messenger RNA. RefSeq names its product methionyl-tRNA synthetase 1 (gene MetRS). The transcript is spliced from 16 exons. The record is from RefSeq and is a predicted model, not a curated record. Gene Ontology annotation, molecular function: methionine-tRNA ligase activity; ATP binding. Gene Ontology annotation, biological process: methionyl-tRNA aminoacylation. Bases 175 to 3048 code for a protein of 957 amino acids. NCBI's taxonomy places the organism in Eukaryota, Metazoa, Arthropoda, Insecta, Hymenoptera, Apidae. Gene Ontology annotation, cellular component: aminoacyl-tRNA synthetase multienzyme complex; cytosol.
AAGAUACUUUAACACUUUUGAGGUUAAUAGAUUCCAAAUAGAUUGGCAAUAUACUGUGAAACUGUCAUGGUAUCUGUUUCCAGACCGCAUUUACUUGUCGCUCACAUGUGUCGGUUGUGUGCUGAAAAUAUUUUCAUCUAUUUAUUGUGAAUAUUUAUUAAUUUAUUAGUAAAAAUGAACAUUUCAACGAACGAAGGCAAUCCAAAUACAUUAAAAUUAGUAAUCGCAGCUAAACUAACUCAACAAUCUGUUAACAUAAAAACGGUACAAGCAAAAGUAAGCUUUUUGGGCCGUUUACCUUCUAUUGAACUGUCAUCUGGAUUAGUACUAUUUAGUACUAAUGCAGCAAUGCAACUCAUAGCACCUUCAUCUGAAGAGUUAACAUUUAUUAAUAAUAAAUGGCUAGAAUGGGAGAUAUCUCAAUUACAGCCAGCAAUAGCAUUUUAUGGUAGUACAGGAAUUUAUAAAACCACACAGAAGUCAUGUUUAUGGUCUUUAUUAGAAAAACUUAAUAAUGAAUUAAAAGACUCAAAGUACUUAAUUAAGGAUGACUUGUCAUUGGCAGAUGUAUGUAUUUGGGUAACUCUGUGGUCUACUAUAUUAGUUACAGAAAUUGGAAAUGAAUUAUGUAAAGAAUAUUUAUCUAUUAAAGAUUGGUUAUCCAAUAUUGAAAUACUUCCAGUUAUUCAGGAUGCCAUCAAAGAAUACAAAUUUGAAAGAGGCUUAAAAGCAAUUUUCAGUAUUCAAGCUGUAUCUUGGUUUCCUAUUAAUAAUAUUAUUCCAAAUUUUCAACGUUCUAAACUAACUGAUCUUAGUCCAACUAAGGAAAAAGAAGCAGAAACAGUUAGUCAAGAAGAAAUACAAAAUAUUUCAAGUAAUUGGUCUUCUAAUUCAUAUCCUGAUGCAAAAAGUUUUCCUUAUCCUGUAUUACCAAAGAAAGGAGAAAAAAAUAUUUUAAUAACAUCAGCAUUGCCUUAUGUUAACAACGUUCCUCAUUUAGGAAAUAUUAUUGGUUGUGUCCUUUCUGCAGAUAUUUUUGCUAGAUAUUGUAGACAAAGAAAUUAUAAUACCCUGUUUAUUAGUGGUACCGAUGAAUAUGGCACUGCAACAGAAGCCAAAGCUUUGGAAGAAAAAACGACGCCUCAAGCUAUUUGUGAUAAAUUUUUUGAUAUACAUAAUGAUAUCUAUCGAUGGUUUAGCAUAGGGUUUGAUCAUUUUGGUCGUACUACUACACCUGAACAAACAGAAAUUGUGCAAUCAUUUUUCUUAAGAAUCAAAUCACAAGGAUACGUAUUAAGCGAAACUGUAGAUCAACUUCUUUGUGAGUUCUGUGACAGAUUUUUAGCAGAUAGAUUUGUAGAAGGAACAUGUCCAAGAUGUAAAUAUGAAGAUGCACGUGGUGAUCAAUGCGAUGGAUGCGGUCAUUUAGUGAAUGCAACAGAUUUAAUAAGUCCACGAUGUAAAGUAUGUAGUAAUAGACCCAUAAAAAAAAAGUCUGAACAAUUCUUCUUAGAUUUGCCUAAGUUACAAAACAAGUUAAAUGAAUGGUCUUCAGUUGUGGAAAAAGAGUGGUCAAACGUUGCAAGAGUGGUUGCAAAACCGUGGUUACGUGAUGGACUUAAACCACGAUGUAUAACUAGAGAUUUAAAGUGGGGAAUACCUGUUCCAGUAAAAGGUUUUGAAAAUAAAGUAUUUUACGUUUGGUUUGAUGCACCUUUUGGUUAUAUCAGUAUCACAAAGAGGUACACAAAAGAAUAUGAACAAUGGUGGAAACCUAAAGAUGUAGAAGUUAAUCUGUAUCAAUUUAUGGCAAAGGAUAAUGUUCCAUUUCAUGCUAUUAUGUUCCCUGCUUGUUUAUUAGCAGUUGAUGAAGGUUAUAUACUAAUGAAACAUUUAAUGGCAACAGAAUACCUUAAUUAUGAAGAUACAAAGUUUUCUAAAUCACGAGGUAUUGGAGUGUUUGGAACUGAUGCUAGAGAUACAGGUAUACCAGCUGAUGUUUGGCGAUUUUACCUUGCAUAUGUUAGACCUGAAACUCAAGAUUCAAAUUUUAACUGGGUAGAUUUAGCAACUAAAAAUAAUAGCGAGUUGUUAAACAAUUUUGGAAAUUUCGUUAAUAGGGCUCUAGUUUUUGCGGAAAGAUAUUUUGAGUCUAAAGUACCACCAAUAGAACUUCAGGAAGAUGACUUAGUAUUACUAGCAUUGGCUCAACGUGAAUUAUCAUUUUAUAUACAUGCUUUAGAGCAAGCCAAAUUACGUGAUGGUAUAAAACACGUUUUAGCAAUUUCAAAGCAUGGAAAUCAGUAUAUGCAAUUCCAAGAACCCUGGGUGAAAAUCAAAGGAACUGAUAAUGAUAAAAAAAGAGCUGGAACAAUCAUCGGUAUUUGCUGUAAUUUGGCGUGUCUUUUGUCUGCUCUUUUGGCUCCAUUUAUGCCAAGUACUGCUCGCGAAUUAAGAUCGCAAUUAGGAUUGCACAUUAAUAGUUACGGUUAUAUCCCUGACGUUAUCAUGAAUAUACUUCCAACGGGUCAUAAAAUUGGUAAACCAUCUCCCUUGUUUAAAAAAAUAGAAGAUAAGGAUGUAGAAAUAUUAAGAAAGAAAUAUGCUGGUAAGCAAGAAGCUACAAAUAAUGGUGAACAUGGAGAUAUAAAAUCUUUGGACAAUGCAGUUACAGAAUUGGGCAAGAAAGUUGAAGAACUGAAGGCUAAGCAUGAUAAAUGCGCUUGGCAGUCCAAUCAAAUUCAAAUUUUCUCAGAUUUAAAGAAAAAGCUUUGUAAUCUCGUAAGUGAAAAGUCAUCCGAACCAACAAAUAAAAAACCUCAAGUGGUUUUAACACCUGAACAAAAUGGAGAUGUUUUAAGUGACAUCGAAAUUUUAAAAGAAGCUAUAGCCAAACAGGGUGAUAUUGUACGUAAAUUAAAAGCUAACGAAGAGAAAUCAGUAUGGAAACCUGAAGUGGAAAAAUUAUUGAAAUUUAAAAAGCAAUUAGCAGAUCUCACUGGAACACCACUAGUUCCAACUGACAAAAAAUCGAAGAAAAAGAAAUAAAUAGUAUAAUAUAUAAAUCAUUAAAACCU